UCCCGACAUGCCCUCCCCCCGCGGCUCCUUCGCCGCAGACCGCCCACGAGCCCCUCCCGCACCAUCCUCGUCGCAGGCGGACGGAUCCCGCCACCGGUCUACCCGCGUCCGACGGGACCCGGAUAAAGAAUGUGGAGGUCCUCGACGUGGACGCCGGGGAGUGGAGGGCCGGGAGGGGCUGGGGAGGUGCCGGCCGGGUGCGUCGGUUCGUGAGGGAGGGGGAGUUCUGGGUGAUGGGCGGGUACGGGGAGUAUAGGACGGUGGGCGGGUGUGGGCCCAGGGAUGUUUUUACUGCAGGGACGCGGUGGCGAUGGGUUGGAGAGCGGCAGGUGAGAGGAGGUUGGGGAUAUGUGGGAGGAAGGGGAGAGGAGGAGGAGGUUGGGGAAGGUUGGGGUUGUGGAGGGGGAGGACGGCGAGGCGGCGCGGUUUUUAUGCUGGACCGGAACGAGAUUUUCAGGUAUGACUUUGCUACCAAUCGAUGGCUGAAAGAGACAAGCUUACGUAAAAAGCUUCCCUCUGAUGACUCCUGUUGCUUCGCUGCCAUGAACGAGGAGCUCUACGUGCUGACUUCAGAACCCAGAAGUUCCCCUAAAAAAAGGCCAACCCUAGAGAUUCAAGUGUAUAACCCUAUCAAGAGGAAAUGGAAGUUUCUAACCACUAGCGUGCCAUUCAAACAUGCAAUUGAUUUUAAGAGUGCUGUUUCAUGCACCGUCAAAUUAUGAUGCCUUUAGAUUCUCAGUGUAUAAUUGAAAUGUUCCUUUUGAUGUAUAGAUUUAUACACGCGGCGAACGGUUGGAUAUUGUUUUGUAUCGCCACUUAUUAGGUGUAAAAUGUUUUUGUUUGCUGUAUAGAUUGUUUUACUGUAAGUAUUA
Messenger RNA from Asparagus officinalis (garden asparagus), 872 nucleotides. RefSeq names its product F-box/kelch-repeat protein OR23. Gene Ontology annotation, molecular function: protein binding. Lineage: Eukaryota; Viridiplantae; Streptophyta; Magnoliopsida; Asparagales; Asparagaceae. The record is from RefSeq and is a predicted model, not a curated record. Bases 234 to 722 code for a protein of 162 amino acids. The transcript is spliced from 2 exons.